AUGGUCUCCCAAGCUCAGAUCGUCGAUCGCACAGCGACGACACAAAGUGCCACAUCCUUGGUGUCGCGUCCCUCACACUCUGGCAGACGCCACCGGUCCGGUCGCUCGCACCAUGGCGGCUCCUCGCAUUCCUCCUCGAACGAUUUUCCCAUCUUCACGUACACUGGUGACACGGAGGUCGUGAUUCGCGCUGGGUCACAAGAACGGCGCUACCUGCUGCACCGCUUAAUAUUGGCACAAUGCUCGGGGUAUUUUGAGGCGAGCACAAACGAAGACUGGUCGCGCCAGACUGCGCUGAGUUCGUCCAAGCCAGAUGGCACCCUGUCGCGUGUGAGCGAGGACGACGAUCUGUCUAGCGGGUCAACACUGGCGCCAUCCGACCACGGUGGAAUACCGUCACGGCCGGGCGAAAAGAGACGCUGGAGAUACGAGCUUGAUUGGGAGAAUCGCGCCGAGGAUGAAGAGGCGAUUCUCGUGCAAAAGCAACCAAGCUACGCGCCCAUGUAUAGCAGUGACCAAGCUGCCCAUCCUCCAACGAUGACCAAGCCCUCCAAUGCUCAGGCAGGCUUCUUUCGAUCCAUGGCGAACCUCACGGGAAUGCAAUCAGUAGCCCACCUACCGCAGACAGGGACAGAACAUGGAACCGGGGUCGAUCCGUUGAUACGCGACUAUGACAAUCUGUUACGACUAUUCUACAACCACCCACCCAUCCUCAACAGUGUGAAUAUUGCCUCCGCAUAUACAGAAUGCAAAUCCCUCCUCGCGUUAGCGGAUAUGUACGAUGCACUCCCGGUGACGGGCCCGCGUGUAGAUCACCACCUCCUCGGCUUCGGAUCCCGUCUUUUCAAGCAAAUCGGCAAAUACCCACCCAGCUAUCUAAAGCUAGGCUACCUCGCCCGCAGCAGGGUGAUCUUCUCCGAAGCCCUAAUCCACGUUGUUGGCCAGUGGCCCGCAGCUCUCCCAAGCUUGCGCAGCGGCUCAUACGCUCCUCUACCAGACUCAGUCUUCGAUCUCAUCGAAGACAAAGUAGAGGACCUCGACGAUCUGAAAGCGCGCGUGGAAUCCAAGCUCUUGCGCCUAUCCCUAACAACCUCGCGCGGCGAACGCGUCGGACCCUCAAACGCAUACCUAGACUGGCUAGCCGUGUCCCUAUUUCGCCAAUGGCUCAUCGAAAGCACGACACCACCACCAGCUCCAAUUCUCAAAAAUUCCUCAACACCAAACGAAGUCCCCUCCCAACCCGCUCCAUCAGCUUCACAUCCAACAAGCUCGUCUAGAUCAACCACCCCGCCGGACCAAUCCGCGCGCAUCUAUAGAUUGAUCGGCUCUUCCAACGCGCAAGCAUAUCUAGCCCACGAUGAGCUCAAGCGUUUCCUCAAACUCCAUCCAACUCCGUCCUCUGGUUCGCUAUACACACGCGAGACUCUUAAACGCUUCGAGCGCAAGAUGGAUGAGAUGAAACGACUUGCUCGGGAAAUCGUCAAGCCGCUCAUGCGCAACUUUCUUGAAUUGGAGCUGAAAACUCCUACUGAUUCAACGGGUGGUGCUACUGCUGGUCCUCCUGAGGGUAGGUCUGCCGGCUUGCCCUAUUUGACAUGUACUCGCGUCGAAGAUAUGGACUUGCCCUGGAAGUGA
Messenger RNA from Penicillium canescens, 1635 nucleotides. RefSeq lists its product as uncharacterized. The coding region runs from base 1 to 1635 and encodes 544 amino acids. Gene Ontology annotation, molecular function: protein binding. The transcript has 2 exons. The record is from RefSeq and is a predicted model, not a curated record. NCBI's taxonomy places the organism in Eukaryota, Fungi, Ascomycota, Eurotiomycetes, Eurotiales, Aspergillaceae.